UAUGUUAUGUUACGUUUGUGUUCCAUGCAUUUUGUGCGCGAUGGCCUUUAGAUUCGCUGGUGUCGCUCGAUUGCUUGAAGUUCGAUGCGAAUUUCCUCGCGACACGCGACGUUCCGCUAUUCGCGACUAUCUUAACGAGCGGCAGGCAGGUUCUCAAGGAGAGAUACAUUGACACGCAUACACGCACACAUAUACACACACACGCAUUCAAUGCCUUAGAGUCGAUUGGAAAUUUUCGUCCCGCAUCUUUUAUCGCACACGCGCGCACGCGGGGUUGGCAUCGCUCGGUUUCCGCACCACCCUCGUCGAUCCUCGCGGCUCUUCACCUCGUCCAUGGAUCGCGCUCGCGAGGAGGAUGUUUACGCAGAAGACGUACUAUUUUUCGCAGCUGUCGCGCAGCUAUCCGAUUUUGAGGCUCGUCGACAUUUACGACCGCCAGUCGUUCAUACGAGCCUACGUGUUGGACAACAUCUACAUCUGUAUUUUGACGUACGUCCUGUUCUACGUGGCGCUGUGGUACGCCACUAACAUAAUAAAACGUGUCGAGAAGUCGAAUCGGGAAAUGUCAACGACGGUCGCGCAGAACAAAACGAAAUUGGACAGGUUGAUCCUGCUGAAGAGCAAGAAAGCGCAAUUCGAGGAAGUGAUCGUGAGGACGACAGAUGCGCAAAAAGUCACCACUAGGCACCUGGAGGACGAAAUGUGCAGGCUCGACGCGGAAUUAAUCACGACGUCCGGCAAGAUUGCGCAAUUGGAGAAAAUCAUAGGAAAAUACAAACAGCCGGACCAGUCGCUCGCGCGGUCAGCCGGUGUCGUCGCAGCCCGCGAGGGUGAACGUCCCGACGGUGAACUCGAGGGUGUCGCGAGUCUGCUCGAAAGCGUCAAGAUCCUCGAGCCGUCAUUUCCACCGUCCGUCCCGGCGGAACCGCCACCUCGCAAGUACGGGAUCUUUGUCAGCCGACCUCCUGGCCAACGGAGAGGGUCGUCGCCCGCAGCUGCAGCCGCCGCGACUGCUGGCCCGCCAAAGAUCGGAUUCAAGUAACAGCGCGUCGGCGGAAGCCUCCUCGGAGUCCGUCGUGCCGCGUCGCACCGGUCGAGACACUUUGAGAUAUCAAGCCGGUGACGCGUGGAGACGCGAUUAUUCGAAACGGCUGCGAGCGAAGGCACGCUCGAGGCGGCGGCCGUCCUGCUGCAACGCACGCGACGCCCACCUGGACUCCCUCAUGAGAAUCACGCCUUUCACCAGAUCUGUAUUAGGACUCGCGAGCGUCUUCCAUUAACCACGUGAGACGGCCGAGUGAGCUUAGGAGCCUUCCAAGACCAAUCUCGCGUAUCCGCUCGAUUGUCCCCCCUUCACCUCCCGUAUGGUCUCUCCUCGUGCAAAAAUUCCCUCAGUGAGAAUGUAUAAGUGAGAAUGUAUAAAAAUUCGAA
Messenger RNA from Harpegnathos saltator (Jerdon's jumping ant), 1431 nucleotides. RefSeq lists its product as uncharacterized. The transcript has 9 exons. Bases 356 to 1042 code for a protein of 228 amino acids. The record is from RefSeq and is a predicted model, not a curated record. NCBI's taxonomy places the organism in Eukaryota, Metazoa, Arthropoda, Insecta, Hymenoptera, Formicidae.